Ornithodoros turicata is the source of this 615-nucleotide messenger RNA. RefSeq lists its product as uncharacterized. The record is from RefSeq and is a predicted model, not a curated record. The transcript has a single exon. Lineage: Eukaryota; Metazoa; Arthropoda; Arachnida; Ixodida; Argasidae. The coding region runs from base 1 to 615 and encodes 204 amino acids.
AUGAAUGCGGACAGGUACAGUUUGCUUCACAAGCUGCUGCGGGUUACCGCCUCGGCCUUGAGGUUCCUGCACAACAGUACGCACCCCUCCCAGAAGAAGACUGGUGUCCUUACAGCCGAGGAGAUCUCAGCGGCGGAAGAGUACUGGAUUUUGACGGCUCAGCGUGAGUCUUUUGGGCCUCAUCCGACCACUCACAAGUCCCUUCAGAAUGUAUCGCUGUUUCAUGACUGGAAAGGCGUACUCCGCAUGCCAGGUAGACUGCAGUACAGCGAUCUCCAUGAAUCAGCGAAGCAUCCCAUUGUCAUACCUUCGGAUCACCCGAUUACGGCAAUGCUGAUUAUCCGGGCACACACAAGACUGCUUCAUGUCGGAGUUCAAGAAACCUUGGCAGAACUGCGCGAAGAGCAUUGGAUUAUUCGGGGACGUCAAGUGGUGAAGAAGACGCUGCACGGAUGCCGUAUCUGUCGCCGAGCAAAGGCUCAGGCCUGCUCAGGAGCCACUGCUCCUCUGCCACGAGACCGUUUAUCGCAGGCGCCACCCUUUACAGUCACCGGUACGCAGGUCCACUGUACUACAAAUGCUCGGAGCGGUCCGCUAGGAAGUGCUACAUCCUAA